This is a messenger RNA of Temnothorax curvispinosus, 1894 nucleotides long. RefSeq names its product fatty-acid amide hydrolase 2-like. The transcript is spliced from 10 exons. The record is from RefSeq and is a predicted model, not a curated record. NCBI's taxonomy places the organism in Eukaryota, Metazoa, Arthropoda, Insecta, Hymenoptera, Formicidae. Bases 326 to 1894 code for a protein of 522 amino acids.
UCGUUACAUUCAGUCCGCUGUGCCGCGUGUCAAUGAUACGUACUCUCGGGGUGCGACUGGAAACUGGUUUCCCGCGCGCGCUUAUGCAAAUCGUCCGGACCGUUUGGACCGGUACGUUUUCACAGAUUCGUCGAUCUGCGGUGUUUUACCUUUAAACGACGAGAGACCGUCACGCCAAAUAAAGAAAACUGCUAGAAAAUAAGUAUUCGGUACAUUUUAUCCGCGGCGCCUUUGACACUCUCUCGAGUAAUUCUUCGGUUUAGGCCGAAAAGAAAAGUCCGAACGGAAUUCGGCUUGCUGAAUAUCGGAACGUUGUUUGGCGGCAAUGUUGUUGAAAAUACGUUAUGUGUUCUGCGUCAUAAAUGCCAUAUAUGAAAUAUUUCGUCGGAUCUUGUUAUUUAUUUACAAGAAACCGCCAAGUAUACCACCGAUUACUCACUCCAUAUAUAUGUUAAGUGCCACGACGAUCGCUAAGAAAAUCAGACAGAGAGAGAUUACGAGCUACGAAGUGGUGCAAGCGUAUGUAACGCGCAUCAAAGAAGUAGAUCCUUUCCUAAACGCUGUCGUUGACAAUCGAUUUCUCGACGCGAUAAUUGAGGCGAAAACCUGCGACCAACAAUUGAAAGAGGGCAAAUUCGAUGUCGAGACUUUAGAAAAGGAAAAGCCGCUCUAUGGCGUUCCAAUUACCAUCAAAGAAUGUUGUGCUUUAAAAGGUUGCAGCUACACAGGUUGCACUUUGCCUCUCAAAGGGGUGAAGGCGGACCGCGAUGCCGUGGUCGUCGAGAUGCUCCGAAAUGCCGGCGCGAUACCGCUGUGCGUCACGAACACGCCGGAGAUGUGCGGCGGGUUCGACAGCACGAAUCUGCUUUUCGGCCGCACUUGUAAUCCUUACGACACUAGAUAUUCCGCCGGUGGAUCGUCCGGUGGAGAAGGUGCGCUGCUCGGGGCAGGUGCUUCUGUGAUCGGACUUGGUUCGGACAUGGCUGGCUCUAUAAGAGUACCGUCUUUCUUGAAUGGCGUUUUUGGACACAAACCCACACCUGGACUUAUUCCGAUCGAUGGACACUUCCCAUACACCGAUGACGAAUACUUUCAAAAGUUCACGACUUUCGGCCCGAUGACUAGAUACGCCGAGGAUCUCGGCCUGCUUAUGAGAGUGAUGACAUUGAAAUGCAAUCGCGACCUGCGUCUAGAUGUGCCGGUGGACUUGAGACAAAUAAAGAUUUACUAUCGACAAAGUUUGGACAGGUCCCUCGGCGUUUUGCCGAUGACGCCGGAAAUUGAGAAGUGCGUUCUGAGAGCCGCUAAUCAUUUCGCGCGGUAUGACGUCUGCGCGGAGAAGUUACCAAUAGAGUGGCCAGUGACAAUCAUCGAAAUUGUGAUAGCGGGGUUCAUGAAUAUGAAGCCCCCUCAAAUGCUGAUAGACACGAACAAUCCCAAGCACCAGAAAAACGUAUCGGUCGAGUUGCUGAAAGCUCUGUUCGGCCUGUCGCAACACACGAAGCAGAUGAUUUUCUUCAAUCUACUGAUUGAGACGCAUUUCCCAUUCACGGAUUCAGAAAUAUCGCAUUACACGAAGCAGGGAGAGGAGAUUCGACAGAACCUGCUGGACUUGUUGGGGGACAACGGAGUAUUUAUUUACCCCACCUUCCGAAAUCCGGUUCUUUCACAGUUUAUAUUAUGCGAAAUACUGUCCGCUUCGAGCUGCGGUUUCUUCAAUAUUGUCGGCUUUCCCGCGGCGCACGUGCCGAUGGGACUUAAUCACGAGGGGAUGCCCAUAGGCGUUCAGGUCAUAGCCGCGCCUUAUCAAGACCGUCUCUGCCUGGCGGUUGCGAAAGAGCUGGAGAUGGCCUUCGGUGGGUGGGUACCACCAUCAGUAUCGAUAAGUGAUUAA